UGCUUUGCCAAAGAACCUCUAUAACCACCUCGAUAUAAAUAAUUUUCACCACCAUCUCUCUCCCUAAAACUUCAUCCAAAGAUUCAACGGCGGUCGAUCACCAUGCGUCUCCUCCUCCUCGCAAUCAUGGCACUCCUCUUCUCUCUCUCCGCCGCCGCCCCAGAAAGCCCUGUGCUCGGUGGUUGGAAGCCGAUCAAGAACAUCAACGACCCCCACGUGAAGGAGAUCGCGGAGUUCGCAGUGUCGGAGUACAACAAGAAAUCUAAGAACAAGUUGGUGUUCCAGAGCGUCGUCAAAGGCGAGACUCAGGUGGUCGCCGGCGAAAACUUCCGGCUCAUCAUUGCUGUCAAGGAUAAAUCCUCGGCUGUGAAAUAUGAGGCUGUUGUGUGGGAGAGGCUUUGGUUGAACAAUAAGAUAUUGACCUCCUUCAAACAAGUCAAGGAGUAGUUUAUAUGUCGAUUUCUGUUACUUAUCUGCCUUCAUUAAUUUCGCUGUAAUAAAGAUCGAAUGGAGAAUUUAGCGCUUGUUAUUAAUUCCAAUGGUAUUUCCAGAUAUUUCGUAAUAAAUAUAUGCUCGAUCAGGCUCAUUGUUCUUCACUGUUUGGAAA
Molecule: messenger RNA, 607 nt
Organism: Rosa rugosa (rugosa rose)
Lineage: Eukaryota; Viridiplantae; Streptophyta; Magnoliopsida; Rosales; Rosaceae
Product: cysteine proteinase inhibitor 1-like
Exons: 1
Coding region: 103-447 (114 amino acids)
Molecular function (GO): cysteine-type endopeptidase inhibitor activity
Source: RefSeq, a predicted model, not a curated record